AUGAACAGAGGCGGCGAUAGAGGACGUGGCUACGACAGAGGCCGGGGGCGGGGGGGCAGAGGCAGUCCUGGAGGUCGGGGCAGCCCCGUGCCCGGCGGCGACGGCUUUCGAGGGCGCGGGGGCUCACCUGGCGAUAGGGGCGGGCGCGGGCGCUACCAGGACCGCGGAGGCGGCGGGUUUCGAGGUGGCGACCGUGGAGGCUACCAGGAUCGCGGCGGGUUUCGAGGCGGCGACCGAGGCGGAUUCAGAGGUCGGGGCGGUGGUCCCCCCAGAGAGCCCGGAGGUGUCUUCUUGCCCAAUGUGCCCGCGAAUAUCGAUGCUCGCCUCGCAGAUAAUACUCAAGACGCCCUCGUGGCGUCUUUCGGCUCCUUGACACUCAGAGACACCGAUCUCCCUACGCGCCCCGAUUUUGGCACACAGGGCAGGGCUAUCAAGUUGCGGACAAACUUCUUCCCCGUGCGUGUCCCCAAGGGCCCCCUUUAUGAGUAUGAUGUCGCCAUCAACCCAGAGGCCACAAAUAAGCGUGUCAAGCGCCGCAUAUUCCAGCUCGCAGAAGCCACAAGCGAUUGGGAACGGGCGGGUAUGCGAGGUCGCGUUGCACACGACCACAGCAGCAAACUCAUCGCCGCACUCAAACUCCCUCAGCCGUUGGAGAUCAAAGUAACGUUCUUUGAUGAAGAUGAGGAUCGUGACAAGAAGAGGGACAAAGAGUAUACUCUCAGUAUCAAGUUUAUUCAGGACAUCGAGACCCAAUCUCUCACCCAAAGGCGCCGACGCUUUGAGGGUCUAACGUACUCGAAGCGGAGAUUCCAGUAUCUGAAUGGUGCACCCCAAUUCCGGGGCUACGACAUCAUGCCCGUGAUCUCUGCGCUCAAUCUCAUCCUUGCGGCCCAUCCGAGCCGUGCAGCGGGUGGCGGCGUCAUGGUAGGACGGAAUAAAUUUUUCCAUCCCUCCCCCGAAUUUCCUCCCUCGCCCCUGGGCGGCGGUCUUGAGGCCUGGCGAGGUUUCUAUUCGUCCGUGCGUCCUGCAUAUAAGCAGCUCAUGGUUAACGUGAACGUGUGCACGACGGCAUUUUACACGCCUGGAAAUUUAGCUCAACGAAUGAUGGAAUUCGCCAACGCAAGCUUCGGAGCUCGGUACAAUGCAUUCGCCAAGAACGUUAGGAUCAAGACAAUCCACUUGGGGUACACCAAGACCAUUAAAACUGUCGCAAAAGUAACUGCUAGACAGCAUAGGUUUAGGACGGAAGACUAUGGCGAGGUUACCGUUGAGCAAUAUUUCCAACGCAAAUAUAGCAUUCGUCUGCAGCAUGCAGAUCUUCCUCUGGUCGACGUGGGUGGUAAAAGGACCAAUUAUUUACCCCCGGAGGUCUGCGAAAUACUCCCCAAGCAACCCUACCGUGGGCGCUUGACUGAUGAGCACACUGCAAACAUGAUCACGAUUGCUCUUCAACCCCCUAACGUCAAUGCGAGAGCAAUUACGCAGCGUGGGCUCGAUGAACUUGGGUUCAGGGAUGAACCGGAUCCACUUCGUGCAUUCGGCGUCAGUAUAGGAAACGAAAUGGCCGUGGUGCCAGGCCGGAUCCUCAACCCGCCUGCACUACGAUACGCGUCAGGAUCCCCUAGGGUAGACGACCGCGCCAGCUGGAAUUUGCGGGACGUCAGAUUUGCGGUAGGGGGUAAGCUCGACAAAUGGGCUGUGCUUCUCAUCCAAGACGGACACCCUCGGGACGAGUUCGGAGGAACGAAUGAUCCGGAGCUCAGAAAUGUUGUGAACGGCUUUGCAAGCAUGUGCAGAAAGUCCGGGAUGCAGGUUGGGCGAGACGAACCUGCGUAUACCUCGGUCGACCUUCCUCGGCAAGACCCUCAGGACCCUAUUCGGAAGAAAGCUAUCGCUGCGAUCCGCGCAGCACUCAUAAGUCUCAAACCGAAGCCGAGCAUGGUUCUCGUGAUGCUCUCUAGUGGAGACAGGAAUAUCUAUUCUGGGCUCAAGCACUUAUGCGACGUGUAUUUGGAUGUCGCCACCGUUUGUGUACAUGCCGCUAAAAUCCGCAAGGAGAAGGGACAGCUCCAGUAUUUUGCGAAUGUGGCGCUGAAGGUCAACAUGAAGAUGGGCGGAGUGAACCAUUCGCUAGACCAGAGGAACAUGACAUGGCUCAAUCAGGCACCGACCAUGCUCGUGGGCAUGGAUGUCACCCAUCCGGGCUUCGGGACUGUCUCAGGUACUCCAUCCAUUGCGGCGGUAGUUGCAAGUGUCGAUAGCCAGUAUGGUCAGUUCCCGGCCACGCUCCGCAUCCAGGAGUCAAAGAAAGAGAUGAUCACGGACCUGGCUGAGAUGAUGGAAGAGCGCAUCAAUGCUUUCAAGAAUCGCAGCAAGGUGUUGCCACAACGCAUCCUGGUGUAUCGCGACGGUGUUUCCGAGGGUCAAUUUGCGAUUGUCGUUGCGGAUGAAAUGCCCGAGAUCAAGAAGGCGUUCCAGAAGUUCAACACGCCGCAACAAAAGUACUCACCCAAGCUGACGAUCGUUAUUUGCGGAAAGCGUCAUCACACCCGUUUCUAUCCUACUGAGGCGCAGAAUGCAGACAACCUCGGUAAUCCCAAGGCGGGGACCGUCGUCGAUCGCGGUGUCACUGCCGUGUACGACUUUGAUUUCUUCCUUCAAGCGCACGGAGGACUGCAAGGCACUACGCGGCCGACCCACUACUACGUCGUACACGACGAAAUCGGAUUCCGGGCUGACCAGCUGCAGGGUCUGACGAACGAUGUGAGUUACAUGUUCGCGCGCGCGACAAAGGCGGUCAGCCUGGUCUCGCCGGCAUACUAUGCCGAUCUCGCAUGCGAGCGCGGACGGUGUUACCUGCAUGCGCUUCUGCAAGGCCACUCCGACAGCGGCACGACUGCUACGAGUGGCGCCGGAGGAGACGAAGUCUGGAGGGAAGCCGAGCGCAUGUGGCACGGCGGCGUCAGAGGUAAGUUACAGGAAACGAUGUUCUAUCUCUGA
Messenger RNA from Fibroporia radiculosa, 3000 nucleotides. RefSeq lists its product as uncharacterized. Gene Ontology annotation, molecular function: RNA binding; protein binding. Lineage: Eukaryota; Fungi; Basidiomycota; Agaricomycetes; Polyporales; Fibroporiaceae. The transcript is spliced from 8 exons. The record is from RefSeq and is a predicted model, not a curated record. The coding region runs from base 1 to 3000 and encodes 999 amino acids.